GCGGGCGGGCAAACGGACGGCUCCGCCCAGCCGCGGGCUCCUUUGCCCCGCCUUCGCGGCGCCCGUUUCCUGGCCCUCCCCACCUUAAGCGAGACCAACGAGAGGACACCGCCUGCGGCUAGAACAUCCCGGCCAGGAGCGCAACCGAGUGGCGCGCCAACGUGAGAGGAAACCCGUGCGCGGCUGCGCUUUCCUGCCCCUAAGCCGUUCUAGACGCGGGAAAAAUGCUUUCUGAAAGCAGCUCCUUUUUGAAGGGUGUGAUGCUUGGAAGCAUUUUCUGUGCUUUGAUCACUAUGCUAGGACAUAUUAGGAUUGGUCAUGGAAAUAGAAUGCACCACCAUGAGCAUCAUCACCUACAAGCUCCUAACAAAGAAGAUAUCUUGAAAAUUUCAGAGGAUGAGCGCAUGGAGCUCAGUAAGAGCUUUCGAGUAUACUGUAUUAUCCUUGUAAAACCCAAAGAUGUGAGUCUUUGGGCUGCAGUAAAGGAGACUUGGACCAAACACUGUGACAAAGCAGAGUUCUUCAGUUCUGAAAAUGUUAAAGUGUUUGAGUCAAUUAAUAUGGACACAAAUGACAUGUGGUUAAUGAUGAGAAAAGCUUACAAAUAUGCCUUUGAUAAGUAUAGAGACCAAUACAACUGGUUCUUCCUUGCACGCCCCACUACGUUUGCUAUCAUUGAAAACCUAAAGUAUUUUUUGUUAAAAAAGGAUCCAUCACAGCCUUUCUAUCUAGGCCACACUAUAAAAUCUGGAGACCUUGAAUAUGUGGGUAUGGAAGGAGGAAUUGUCUUAAGUAUAGAAUCAAUGAAAAGACUUAACAGCCUUCUCAAUAUCCCUGAAAAGUGCCCUGAACAGGGGGGGAUGAUUUGGAAGAUAUCUGAAGAUAAACAGCUAGCAGUUUGCCUGAAAUAUGCUGGAGUGUUUGCAGAAAAUGCAGAAGAUGCUGAUGGAAAAGAUGUAUUUAAUACCAAAUCUGUUGGGCUUUCUAUUAAAGAGGCAAUGACUUACCACCCCAACCAGGUAGUAGAAGGCUGUUGUUCAGAUAUGGCUGUUACUUUUAAUGGACUGACUCCAAAUCAGAUGCAUGUGAUGAUGUAUGGGGUAUACCGUCUUAGGGCAUUUGGGCAUAUUUUCAAUGAUGCAUUGGUUUUCUUACCUCCAAAUGGUUCUGAUAAUGACUGAGAAGUGGUAGAAAAGCAUAAUAUGAUCAUUGUAUAAGACAUGUGUUGUCAUUAUUUGUAGUAGUAACUACAUAUCCAAUACAGCUGUAUGUUUCUUUUUCUUUUCUAAUUUGGUGGCACUGGUAUAACCACACAUUAAAGUUAGUAGUACAUUUUUAAAUGAGGGUGGUAUUUUUCUUUAAAGCACAUGAACAUUGUAAAUGUGUUGGAAAGAAGUGUUUUAAGAAUAAUAAUUUUGCAAAUAAAGUAUAUAUUAAUAUUAUAUUUAUGUGAUAAAUUCUAAAUUAUGAACAUUAGAAAUCUGUGGCACAUAUUUUUGCUGAUUGGUUAAAAAAAUUUUAACAGGUCUUUAGCAUUCUAAGAUAUGCAAAUGAUAUCUCUAGUUGUGAAUUUGUGAUUAAAGUAAAACUUUUAGCUGUGUGUUCCCUUUACUUCUAAUACUAAUUUAUGUUCUAAGCCUCCCCAAGUGCCAAUGGAUUUGCCUUCUCAAAAUAUACAACUAAGCAACUGAAGAAAAUUAAAGUGAAAGUUGAAAAAUA
Messenger RNA from Cercocebus atys (sooty mangabey), 1719 nucleotides. RefSeq names its product C1GALT1-specific chaperone 1 (gene C1GALT1C1). Gene Ontology annotation, molecular function: N-acetylgalactosaminide beta-1,3-galactosyltransferase activity. The transcript has 2 exons. The record is from RefSeq and is a predicted model, not a curated record. Lineage: Eukaryota; Metazoa; Chordata; Mammalia; Primates; Cercopithecidae. Bases 225 to 1181 code for a protein of 318 amino acids.